CGAGCGGAGGUCCGCAGAGUGCUGUCCAGACAUGGCGACGUCCUCUGCCCUAGAGCGCUGCAGUGCACGAGAAGGCUAGACAGCUUCGUUACCGAGACGAUGCGCGUCGGCCCGCACUCAAUAAACACGUUUCAGCGCGAAGUGACGCGGCCGUUCCGCCCGUCAACCGGCCAGGAGAUGCCCGCGGGAGUUGUGAUCGAGGUGCCUGCCCACGCUGUCGCUCACGACCCGGAAAUCUUCCCCGAUCCGGACCGCUUCGACGGCCUGCGAUUCUACAGAAGCCGAGCGGAGGGCCGUCAUUUUGUGCCCGACUACCAGCACCAUUUCGACUCCUGCAAGGAGACGUUUUUGACGUUUGGAUACGGCCACCACGCGUUCCCCGGCCGCUCCUUGGCCUCCAAGAAUGUCAAGGCGAUUGUUGCCAAAGUACUGAUCCUGUGCGAGACCAAGUUGGUUGACGGCGUGACGGAGCAAUACCCGAACCUAACGUUCGGCCCAAUGUCUUUCCCUAGUCCGACGAAAGAGUUACUGUUCAAGAAGAUCAACCAGUGUCGAAAUUACUUGUUGGUGAGUUCUGUUUUUAAAUUCGGGCCCAGAAUGAAUUACACAUGA
This is a messenger RNA of Lasiosphaeria miniovina, 612 nucleotides long. RefSeq names its product cytochrome P450. Lineage: Eukaryota; Fungi; Ascomycota; Sordariomycetes; Sordariales; Lasiosphaeriaceae. The transcript has 3 exons. The record is from RefSeq and is a predicted model, not a curated record. Gene Ontology annotation, molecular function: monooxygenase activity; heme binding; oxidoreductase activity, acting on paired donors, with incorporation or reduction of molecular oxygen. The annotation marks the transcript as partial.